Molecule: messenger RNA, 534 nt
Organism: Metopolophium dirhodum (rose-grain aphid)
Lineage: Eukaryota; Metazoa; Arthropoda; Insecta; Hemiptera; Aphididae
Exons: 5
Coding region: 1-534 (177 amino acids)
Source: RefSeq, a predicted model, not a curated record
AUGGACGGAAGACAGUGGAAUUCAAUCACUUUUAAAGUUUUAAACACUUUUAGUGAUUCAGAAGAUUCUGAUACUAGUGCUCAGAAUUCUGUGAUUGUUUUUGUUAGAGAUGAUAUGAAUAACAUUGAUGAUUCACUAGCUGUAAUUGAAGAUCUGGAGACUGAUAUUGUAAAUAAUGAAGACUGUAUUACUCAAAUUAAUCUUUUUGAUAUGGCAUUUGAAGUUGAGACUGAUCCUAAUGUAGGAAUGUUGAGUGAUAAAAUGGUUAAUAUUGAUGAUUCACUUACUAUAAUUGAAGAAAUAGAAACUGAUGAUGGUAGUUCAACAGAAAAUGUAGUAAAGGUGAAAAGAAAACUGAAGUAUGAAGAAGGUGACGAACUAGAAUGGCUAAAAAAUAAAAAUAAAAUACUUAGAAUGCAGGGUAAAGACUAUAAAGGCCUGAAAAAAAAUGAAAAGGGUAAAUUCUCAUUUACAGAAAGUAGAUCUGCAAGAGAGUUAGGAAAAAUAUGUGAUUCUACUUUUUUUAUAAUUUAA